GAAUAUAAAACACAAAAGCAAGUCCAGACUUCCCUCUCCUGGCCAUGAAGCUGUUUUCAGCUUCGCCUCGGCGGCUGAAUAUCUUAAAGUCCGUUGCAGGAAUGAGAGCCUUUGUACUAAAGCCGUCAUCACAGUGACCAGACAUAAAUUUUGUUAGACGUUUCUGCUAAGAUUUAAAACGGUGAUGACAGCACAGAAACCCAAAGAAUAUUAGUGAACUGGAGGCAUGAGGUAAACUGCCAGGAGAAAUUACUGUCUGAUGCGUCAAACUUUCAGCAGCUUAUAACAACAAAACGGUUGAUUUACCUUCCAAAAGUCAAUAUACAUGUGAACCGUUUUCCCAUUGUGGGCUCUGAAAAGGGACGAAGGAGAAAUUUAAGUUCAGUCUCGUUUUCAUUUCUAUUCUCUUAACACAUUUUUCUUAAUAAUUGACUUGGUGCUUGCUUUCUGAUUCAGAGGAAUGUGUGCACUGGUUCGACUGUGUGACAGUCAACAAUGACAUGCAUUUUAUGCUUUUUACCCCAUUCAAGCAAACCUGUUUUACAUAACAUUUUUUGUGAGGAUCAAAUGUAGAGCAGAAAUUCCCUAAAAGUCAAAUAACUGUUCUGGAUUAUUAGUUUCCCCUGUGGAUUCUAGUCAGAAACUAUGAUACUAAUGUUGGUGCCCCUUUUUCUUUCAGCUCUCACUGCACAUGUGCAAGCAGGAGCUGUUUAAGUGUUUCCAUAGCAACUAGUUUUCCCAGAUUUCCCUGAGCUGCAGCAGGUUUUCUUUAGGAAUCAGGAUCUGGAGCAACUUUACUCACUUUGUCUGCUUAAACGUGAGCGACAAGGCGACAAAUAGCCAUGGCUGACCAUUACGAUGAGGGGAGAGACACAGAAGAGACCAGCAAACUUCUUUGCUCCGAUGCAGAUCAAAAAGACAGCGUUCCCAGACCGGAUCACUGUGACCUCCUCCUAGAUGCGAUAGAUCGACAACUAGAUCAGCUGCAGAUUGUGUCUCCAAAACCAAAGUGUGAUGUGGUUCCUACAUCAAAAACUGGCAAAAACGAAAAUACGCUGACCUUCUGUGAUGUUUCUGUUAAUAACAAGGAAAGCAGAAGAAGUCUGGACAUAAUCCUCAGGGGCAAAGAAGAAAGUACAUUUUGUCGGGAUCAGGUCGCCUGGAGGCUUCAGAGGCUUCUUGGAGAGACACCUCCUCUUUCAGAGAGUAUCUGCUCUGAGGAAUUUGGAAGAGGCUUCAAAGAGGAGACGACAGACCUGUCUCCAUUUGGAAAUGCGGACCAAUUAGACGGCGAGAACAAGACAGAAAUCUCCGACAGUGACACUCAUGAAAGUGAUCAAAACUGGCAACGUCCAGAGGAAAGAAGGUUGGAAACAAGCGACACGGUGAUGGCUCGUGGUUUACAGUCCAACAAAUCUGGUCCAGGAAGGGAAGACGGUGCGUUUCUUUCUGACAGCAUUGGAGAAAAUAUGUUGCACCGUAAUGAGAAGGCAGGAGCCGGAGAGGGAAACAAGACGCCACAGAGGCCUGGAGACCGCAGCAGCGGAGUUGCAACAUGGAGCUUUGGCGACAUGUCGACUGAUGGCAAUCUUGAUCUGGACGUCACUGAACAGGUCAGCCGGCAGGUCAGGCGGACAGGGUGUUGCUCCUUCAUGAAGGAUGUUGGUGGUUUGAAUGACGGCUGCGUUGAGCACUGUGACAGUGACUCAGCUGGAGAGGAAGAGAGAGAAACUCACUUUACAGCAGCUAGGAGAUUCCCUGAUGGACGGGAACAGAGGAAAUGUUUUUCUGCAUCCUCCAACAGUCAGCAGAACAACAGAAAAACCAACAGUGAAAAUAAAGACGGCAGUGAAGACUUUAAAAACCUCAUCAGGAUGUCCGCUCCAGUGAAGACAUCGGAGAGGCAGCUGUCAGACUGCAUCCACAUGAGAGAGGAAGUCUUUGACCUCCGAUGUAAAUGCGAGAACGAGGAGAAGAAACUCAGGUCAAAGUGGAUUCAGCUGAAAGAAGUUGAGCUUUGUCUCUCUGAGCUCCGGCAGAAAAAGAAGGAAGCCGUUCAGCAACUAGAACAACUGUCUGCAGACACGACUUGGAUGCAGAAGGAGAAAAGGUGUUUGGAGUUUGUUCUGAGAAACAGCAGGUACCAGCUACAGCAGUUGCAGAGUCAGACCGAGUCGCAUCUGAAAACUGUGUUCUGGUGGAAGAAGCAGCUGGAGGAGCUUCGUGAGGAGCUGCACAGGGCCGCGGAGCCAGGGAGCUCACCGCUGAACAGAUGUGCAUGUCAGCAGAAACAGCUGGAGAAAAGGCAUCAGACUGAGGAGUCCCCUGAUGCUCAAGUUGGCGAGCUCCAGCACAAACUGGGAGAAUGUAGGAUGGAGGUGGGAACGCUGGGCGAAAUGUUGGCGCAGAAGGAGCUGCAGCUGACGGGUCUGCAGGAGGAACGAGACUCUCUGCAAGCGGAGAGAGACGACCUGAUGAGGGAGCUGCAGCUCUACAGAGAGCUGGAAGAAGCUCAGGCAGUGACGCAGCAAGAACUGAGCCUCCACAGGCAAGAAAAAGAUCAAGCUUUAAAGGCACGUCUUAUUCAGGAGCACAUUGAGGCGUUGUGCAGUCUGAAACGUGUUCCUGGGUCUGAGGGAGGGGCGGCAGCGUCUCUCUGCAGGCAGCUGAAGGCCCGGGAGCAGGAGCUGAGGCAGCUUCAGAUCAGCAUGGCUCAGCGGAAGCAGCAGUCUGCGGCUCGCCUCGCAGACGGCUUUACCGAGCAGCUGACGGCUGAUCUGGAGAGGUGCAAGACGACGCUGAUGAGGUGCAGCUUUUACAGGAAUGCAUCUAAGAUGAAAGAAACAAGUCCCGACGGCAGCAACAUGUCUGGCGCAAAGGAGUCUGAGGAGGCUGUUUGCUCCCACUUGCAUCAUGCAGUGGUCUGCGCAGCUGCACACUCCCCUCAGACGUCUCUCUGUUUCAGCUCCUUUGCUCCCUGCAGAGCAGAGUGAAGCAGCUCCAGGUAGAAAAUCAGGCUUUCCCAGACACACUGAGCUUUGAUGUAUCAGGAUCCUCUCUGACAACAGCGAGAGGGGAAUUACCCAAGGGAGAUUUUUGAGGAUAUUUCCCUGCUAAGUAUAAUCACAGGCUGUGCAGUGGCGUACAAAAGUAUUUACACCCCUUGGAGUUUUCUGAAAUGCAACGACGAACUCUCCUGUGGGCGAUGGAGGCUCAGUGGUAGUUGAGGGUUUGAUUCCCACAUGAUGAUAUGCCCUUGGGCAAGGCACUAAACCCCAAGUUCCCCUACUGAUGUGUGUUUGAAUGACUGUUAAGAGUCUGGUGUAAAGUGCUAGGAGCUGUAAGCAUUCCAGAAAAGCACAAAUAAAUUUGGUUCAUUCAUGUUUUAUAAUAGACUAAAAUUAGGGCAACGUUGAGAAGAGGAAGGAAAAGGAGACCUGCCAUGCCAAUUUUAAAAAUUAAAAAAAAAAAAGUGGAUUAAUAUUCAGGUCCCACUGAGUUAAUUCCUUGUAAAAGCAUUCUUUGUGGUAUGACUCCAAAACCGCACAACUGAAAUUACGUUGAAUGUAUUUUAAAGCCAAUCAGUGGCAGUCAUUAUGACUCACUCACUGUUACAUCUGCAUGUGAUAGAAGAAUAAAAGGCAGGUCACUGUGACAUAAGGCAGCAUUCAUCUGCGCCGAGGAAAAGGGAUCUUCCGUGGCCUGUCGACACGGUGAACUGUGAAUGAGUUGUGAACUGUGAAUUAAAUCAUGCCACUUUUGUUAAAUAACCUAAUAAAACUGUCAUGUGUGAGGAAA
Poecilia reticulata (guppy) is the source of this 3798-nucleotide messenger RNA. RefSeq lists its product as uncharacterized. NCBI's taxonomy places the organism in Eukaryota, Metazoa, Chordata, Actinopteri, Cyprinodontiformes, Poeciliidae. The record is from RefSeq and is a predicted model, not a curated record.